Molecule: messenger RNA, 720 nt
Organism: Lolium perenne
Lineage: Eukaryota; Viridiplantae; Streptophyta; Magnoliopsida; Poales; Poaceae
Source: RefSeq, a predicted model, not a curated record
AUGGUCGACAUGCCCGAAUAUAUCGACUGGUCAGACCAAAGUAUAUCUUUUAGUAUGGAAGAUCUCCCGAAGGCCGUCCCAAGGCCUGGCCACGCAACCCUGGUCCUUGAAGCGCAGAUUGGAGGAUACAACAUGAGCAAAGUGUUCAUGGACGGAGGAAGCGGCCUGAAUCUAUUGUUCGCCAGCACGAUGAAGGCGAUGGGUCUAACAGUCAACAUGCUACGAGAGUCCUACACGGGAUUCCAUGGCAUCAUACCGACUCGACCCGCUUAUUCCCUUGGCAAGAUAUCGCUGGACGUAGUUUUCUGCACACGUAGCAACUUUAGAAAGGAGAAAAUCGAGUUUGAGGUGGUCGACUGGGAGUCUCAGUACCAUGCCAUCCUCGGCAGACCUGCGUUUGCCAAAUUCAUGGAGGUACCCCACUAUGCGUACCUGAAACUGAAGAUGCUAGGCAACAAUGGGACAGCGAUAACCAUACAUGGGAGUUUCUCCCGUUCAGAUAGCUGUGACAGGGAUUUCCAAAAGAUCGCUUCAAAGUUUGGAGCUAAGGAAGAACUUAACGCAGUCGAUGCUAUUACAGACCACAUGAAGCCACUGGCCGAUAAUCGAAAUGUAAGAUCCGAUGAGUUUGACGUCGCGAAGGAAGCAAAGAAGAUGCAGGUGCAUCCCUCUGACCCGAAGAAAACAGUCAAUAUUUUGGCAGACCUCACUGUCGCAUAG